UGUGAUUCGACUUGGGCUUCUUGGCCCAUGCGGUUUGCCGUAGUCGGAAAAAUGGCGACCGUAGCGCUGGUUAGCCGUCCUGCUAGUGUCCUUCCCAGGAUUUCAAGUAGCUGCUCCCCUGCUGUACUGUCGGCUGCCUCCGUCACCAAAGUCCAGCAGAGGAAGCUGCACCAUGCUGUCGUCCCCAAAGGUCAAGGAGGACGCUCCUCCUCCAGUGGAAUAGCGGCAACAGUGUUUGGUGCUACUGGUUUUCUUGGUCGAUACGUGGUCAACAGGCUGGGUCGCAUUGGCUGUCAGAUGGUCGUCCCUCACCGUUGUGAUCAGUAUGACAUCAUGUACUUGAAGCCAAUGGGUGAUCUUGGACAGAUCAUUUUUAUGGAGUGGGAUGCAAGGAACCAAGACUCCAUCAAACGGGCCGUGGAGAACUCCAAUGUUGUCAUCAACCUUGUCGGCAGAGAGUGGGAGACGUGGAACUAUCUCUAUGAGGACGUCUUCGUGACCAUCCCUCAGCAGAUUGCCAAGGCCUCCAGAGAGGCCGGUGUCACAAAGUUGAUCCACAUGUCUCACCUCAACGCUGACAUACGCAGCCGGUCCAAAUACCUGAGGAACAAGGCUGUAGGAGAGACGGCAGUGAGAGAUGAGUUUCCCGAAGCGGUCAUCUUGAAGCCCGCUGAGUUCUUUGGGAGGGAGGACAGAUUCUUCAACUAUUUUGCAAACAUGCGCAGGUUUGGCGGUGCUAUUCCACUCAUAUCCAUGGGAAAGAAGACUGAGAAGCAGCCUGUUCAUGUGGUGGAUGUGGCUAAGGCCAUCGUCAAUGCUGCCAGAGACCCUGAUUCUAAUGGGAAAACAUAUGCAUUAGUUGGGCCCAACCGUUACCUCCUCUAUGACCUGGUGAAGUACAUCUACGGCAUGGCACACAGACCGUUUCUGCCCUACCCCUUGCCCCGCCCGCUCUAUCACCUUGUUGCUCGGUAUUUUGCAAUGAACCCAUUUGAGCCCUGGACAACCGCAGACAAAGUGGACAGGUUUCACACAACAGACAUGAAGUACCCAGGACUUCCUGGUCUGGAGGAUCUUGGCAUCACUCCUUCCACUGUAGAACAAAGGAUAAUUGAGAUUAUGCGUUUCCAUCGUAAAUUCCGUUACCAGGAAACUGACAUAGAUGAGACGAGGCCAGCCAAGACUGUCGACUAUUAAACUUCCAACAACACCAGGGCAGUACCUCUGAUUGUUUGGUCUUUGACAACAUUCUGUACAUAAAUAAAAAAAAGUAUCCUCUUAA
Messenger RNA from Cyclopterus lumpus (lumpfish), 1282 nucleotides. It is a transcript of the gene ndufa9a, whose product is annotated as NADH:ubiquinone oxidoreductase subunit A9a. Gene Ontology annotation, molecular function: protein-containing complex binding. The coding region runs from base 28 to 1197 and encodes 389 amino acids. Gene Ontology annotation, cellular component: mitochondrion. The record is from RefSeq and is a predicted model, not a curated record. Lineage: Eukaryota; Metazoa; Chordata; Actinopteri; Perciformes; Cyclopteridae. The transcript is spliced from 11 exons.